ACCAUGGCAGCAGUGACCGUGUCGGUGGCCGGGCGGAAGGCGCCCCCCCAGCCGGGCCCGGUGCCCGAGGCGGCGCAGCCUUACCUGUUCGCGCCCCGCGCGUCCAGCGUGGGGGGCCCUGGCGCGGCCCCGCAGGUGGAGUGGACGGCGCGCCGCCUGGUGUGGGUGCCCUCGGAGCUGCACGGGUUCGAGGCCGCGGCGCUGCGCGAUGAGGGCGAAGAGGAGGCGGAGGUGGAGCUGGCGGAGAGCGGCCGGCGGCUGCGGCUGCCCCGGGACCAGAUCCAGCGCAUGAACCCCCCCAAGUUCAGCAAGGCCGAGGACAUGGCCGAGCUCACGUGCCUCAACGAGGCCUCGGUGCUGCACAACCUUCGCGAGCGCUACUACUCCGGCCUCAUCUACACGUACUCCGGCCUUUUCUGUGUGGUCAUCAAUCCAUACAAGCAGCUCCCCAUCUACACGGAGGCCAUCGUGGAGAUGUACCGGGGCAAGAAGCGGCACGAAGUGCCACCGCACGUGUACGCGGUGACCGAGGGGGCCUACCGAAGCAUGCUCCAGGAUCGUGAGGAUCAGUCUAUUCUCUGCACUGGGGAGUCUGGGGCCGGGAAGACGGAAAACACCAAGAAGGUCAUCCAGUACCUGGCCCACGUGGCCUCGUCCCCCAAGGGCAGGAAGGAGCCAGGCGUUCCGGCCUCCGUCAGCUCCGUGUCUUAUGGUGAGCUGGAGCGGCAGCUUCUCCAGGCCAACCCUGUCCUGGAGGCCUUCGGCAACGCCAAGACCGUGAAGAACGACAACUCCUCCCGAUUCGGCAAGUUCAUCCGCAUCAACUUCGACGUCGCCGGGUACAUCGUGGGCGCCAACAUCGAGACCUAUCUGCUGGAGAAGUCGCGGGCCAUCCGCCAGGCCAAGGACGAGUGCAGCUUCCACAUCUUCUACCAGCUGCUGGGAGGCGCCGGGGAACAGCUCAAGGCCGACCUCCUCCUGGAGCCGUGUUCCCACUACCGCUUCCUGACCAAUGGGCCGUCCUCCUCCCCCGGCCAGGAGCGGGAGCUCUUCCAGGAGACGCUGGAGUCCCUGCGGGUCCUGGGAUUCACCCACGAGGAAAUCACCUCCAUGCUGCGGAUGGUGUCGGCCGUCCUUCAGUUCGGCAACAUCGUCCUGAAGAGGGAACGGAACCACGAUCAAGCGUCCAUGCCGGACAACACAGCUGCGCAGAAGCUCUGCCGCCUCCUGGGACUGGGGGUGACGGAUUUCUCCCGCGCCCUGCUCACCCCUCGCAUCAAGGUCGGCCGCGACUACGUGCAGAAAGCACAGACCAAGGAGCAGGCGGACUUCGCGCUGGAGGCCCUGGCCAAGGCCACCUACGAGCGCCUCUUCCGCUGGCUGGUCCUGCGCCUCAACCGCGCCCUGGACCGCAGCCCCCGCCAGGGCGCCUCCUUCCUGGGCAUCCUGGACAUCGCCGGCUUCGAGAUCUUCCAGCUGAACUCGUUCGAGCAGCUGUGCAUCAACUACACCAACGAGAAGCUGCAGCAGCUCUUCAACCACACCAUGUUCGUGCUGGAGCAGGAGGAGUACCAGCGCGAGGGCAUCCCCUGGACCUUCGUCGACUUCGGCCUCGACCUGCAGCCCUGCAUCGACCUCAUCGAGCGGCCGGCCAACCCCCCUGGACUCCUGGCCCUGCUAGACGAGGAGUGCUGGUUCCCAAAGGCCACGGACAAGUCCUUUGUGGAGAAGGUGGCGCAGGAACAGGGUGGCCACCCCAAGUUCCAGCGGCCGAGGAACCUGCGGGACCAGGCCGACUUCAGCGUCCUGCACUAUGCGGGCAAGGUCGACUACAAGGCCAAUGAGUGGCUGAUGAAAAACAUGGACCCCCUGAAUGACAGCGUCGCAACCCUGCUGCACCAGAGCACAGACCGGCUAACCGCGGAGAUCUGGAAAGACGUGGAGGGCAUCGUGGGGCUGGAGCAGGUGAGCAGCCUCGGGGACGGGCCGCCGGGUGGCCGCCCCCGCCGGGGCAUGUUCCGGACGGUGGGCCAGCUCUACAAGGAGUCCCUGAGCCGCCUCAUGGCCACACUCAGCAACACCAACCCCAGCUUCGUCCGCUGUAUCAUCCCCAACCACGAGAAGAGGGCCGGGAAGCUGGAGCCGAAGCUGGUGCUGGACCAGCUGCGCUGUAAUGGCGUCCUCGAGGGCAUCCGCAUCUGCCGCCAGGGCUUCCCCAACCGCAUCCUCUUCCAGGAGUUCCGGCAGCGAUAUGAGAUCCUGACGCCCAAUGCCAUCCCCAAGGGCUUUAUGGAUGGGAAGCAGGCCUGUGAGAAGAUGAUCCAGGCCCUGGAACUGGACCCCAACCUCUACCGUGUGGGACAGAGCAAGAUCUUCUUCCGGGCGGGGGUCCUGGCCCAGCUGGAAGAGGAGCGGGACCUGAAGGUCACAGACAUCAUUGUGUCCUUCCAGGCAGCUGCCCGGGGAUACCUCGCUCGCAGGGCCUUCCAGAAGCGUCAGCAGCAGCAAAGUGCCCUGCGGGUCAUGCAGCGGAACUGUGCAGCCUACCUCAAGCUGAGACACUGGCAGUGGUGGCGACUCUUCACCAAGGUGAAGCCACUGCUGCAGGUGACGCGGCAGGAUGAGGUGCUGCAGGCGCGGGUGCAGGAGCUGCAGAAAGUGCAGGAGCUGCAGCAGCAGAGCGCCCGCGAGGUGGGCGAGCUCCAGGACCGCUUGACGCAGCUGGAAGAGGAGCGCAACCGCCUGGCCGAGCAACUGCGAGCAGAGGCAGAGCUGUGUGCUGAGGCCGAAGAGACGCGGGGACGGCUGGCAAGCCGAAAGCAGGAGCUGGAGCUGGUGGUGUCGGAGCUGGAGGCCCGCGUGGGCGAGGAGGAGGAGUGCAGCCGCCAGCUGCAAAGUGAGAAGAAGAGACUGCAGCAGCAUAUACAGGAGCUGGAGACCCACCUGGAGGCUGAGGAGGCGGCCAGGCAGAAGCUGGAGCUGGAGAGGGUGACAACCGAGGCGAAGCUGAAGAAGUUUGAGGAAGACCUGCUCCUCUUGGAAGAUCAGAACGCCAAGCUGAGCAAGGAGCGGAAGCUUCUGGAAGACCGUCUGUCCGAGUUCUCAUCCCAGGCGGCCGAGGAGGAGGAGAAGGUCAAGAGCCUCAAUAAGCUUCGACUCAAAUACGAGGCCACGAUUGCGGACAUGGAGGACCGCCUCCGGAAGGAGGAGAAGGGCCGCCAGGAGAUGGAGAAGCUGAAGCGGCGGCUGGACGUGGAGAGCUCGGAGCUGCAGGAGCAGAUGGGGGAGCAGCAGCAGCGGGCGGAGGAGCUGCGGGCGCAGCUGGGCCGCAAGGAGGAGGAGCUGCAGGCGGCGCUGGCCAGGGCAGAGGAGGAGGGCGGGGCCCGGGCUCAGCUGCUCAAGUCGCUGCGGGAGGCGCAGGCCGGGCUGGCCGAGGCCCAGGAGGACCUGGAGGCGGAGCGCGCGGCCCGGGCCAAGGCCGAGAAGCAGCGCCGGGACCUGGGCGAGGAGCUGGAGGCGCUGCGGGGCGAGCUCGAGGACACGCUGGACUCCACCAACGCGCAGCAGGAGCUCCGGUCCAAGAGGGAGCAGGAGGUGACAGAGCUGAAGAAGGCUCUGGAAGAGGAGACGCGUGUUCACGAGGUGGCGGUGCAGGAGCUGAGGCAGCGCCACGGCCAGGCGCUGGGAGAACUGGCGGAGCAGCUGGAGCAGGCCCGGAGGGGCAAAAGUGCAUGGGAGAAGACCCGGUUGGCCCUGGAGGCCGAGGUGUCCGAGCUACGGGGGGAACUGAACAGCCUGCAGACCUCGCGUCAGGAGGGUGAGCAGAAGAGGCGCCGCCUGGAGUCCCAGCUGCAGGAGGUGCAGGGCCGGGCUGGUGAUGGAGAGCGGGCCCGAGCAGAGGCUGCGGAGAAGCUGCAGCGGGCCCAGGCUGAACUCGAGAACGUGUCCGGGGCCCUGAGUGAGGCCGAGUCCAGAGCGAUCAGGCUGAGCAAGGAGCUGAGCAGCACGGAGGCCCAGCUGCACGAUGCCCAGGAGCUGCUGCAGGAGGAGACCAGGGCCAAGCUGGCCUUGGGGUCCCGGGCGCGAGCCCUGGAGGCUGAGGCAGCGGGGCUGCGGGAGCAGCUGGAGGAGGAGGCGUCCGCCAGGGAGCGGGCGGGCCGCGAGCUGCAGACCGCCCAGGCCCAGCUCUCAGAGUGGCGGCGGCGCCAGGAGGAGGAGGCGGGGGCGCUGGAGGCAGGGGAGGAGGCGCGGCGCCGGGCGGCCCGCGAGGCGGAGACCCUGACCCAGCGCCUGGCGGAGAAGACCGAGGUGGUGGACCGGCUGGAGCGCGGCCGCCGCCGGCUGCAGCAGGAGCUGGACGACGCCACCAUGGACCUGGAGCAGCAGAGGCAGCUCGUGAGCACGCUGGAGAAGAAGCAGCGCAAGUUCGACCAGCUGCUGGCGGAGGAGAAGGCGGCGGUGCUGCGCGCGGUGGAGGAGCGCGAGCGGGUGGAGGCGGAGAGCCGGGAGCGCGAGGCGCGCGCCCUGUCGCUGGCGCGGGCGCUGGAGGAGGAGCAGGAGGCGCGCGAGGAGCUGGAGCGGCAGAACCGGGCGCUGCGCGCGGAGCUGGAGGCGCUGCUGAGCAGCAAGGACGACGUCGGCAAGAGCGUGCAUGAGCUGGAGCGAGCCCGCCGGGUGGCAGAACAGGCCGCCAACGACCUGCGGACCCAGGUGACGGAGCUGGAGGACGAGCUGACAGCGGCCGAGGACGCCAAGCUGCGCCUGGAGGUGACCAUGCAGGCUCUGAAGGCGCAGCACGAGCGGGACCUGCAGGGCCGCGACGAGACUGGCGAGGAGAGACGGCGGCAGCUGGCCAAGCAGCUGAGGGACGCGGAGGUGGAGCGGGACGAGGAGCGCAAGCAGCGCGCCCUGGCGGUGGCCGCGCGCAAGAAGCUGGAGGCGGAGCUGGAGGAGCUGAAGGCGCAGAUGUCGGCCGCGGGGCAGGGCAAGGAGGAGGCGGUGAAGCAGGCGCGCAAGAUGCAGGCCCAGAUGAAGGAACUGUGGCGGGAGGUGGAGGAGUCGCGCACCUCCCGGGAGGAGAUCUUUGCCCAGAACCGGGAGAGUGACAAGCGCCUCAAGGGGCUGGAGGCAGAAGUGCUGCGGCUACAGGAGGAACUGGCCGCCUCAGACCGCGCCAGGCGUCAGGCCCAGCAAGAGCGGGAUGAGAUGGCAGAUGAGGUGGCCAAUGGCAGCCUUGGCAAGGCGGCCAUUCUGGAGGAGAAGCGUCAGCUGGAGGUGCGCCUGGGGAAGAUGGAAGAGGAGCUGGAGGAGGAGCAGAGCAACGCAGAGCUGCUCAAUGACCGCUACCGCAAGCUGCUCCUGCAGGUGGAAUCGCUGACCACAGAGUUGUCAGCUGAGCGCAGUUUCUCAGCCAAGGCCGAGAGCGGGCGGCAGCAGCUGGAGCGGCAGAUCCAGGAGCUCCGGGCGCGCCUGGGUGAGGAGGACGCUGGGGCCCGGGCCCGCCAGAAGAUGGUCAUCGCCGCCCUUGAGUCUAAGCUGGCCCAGGCUGAGGAGCAGCUGGAGCAGGAGAGCAGGGAGCGCAUCCUCUCGGGCAAGCUGGUGCGCAGGGCCGAGAAGAGGCUUAAAGAGGUGGUGCUCCAGGUGGAGGAGGAGCGGAGGGCAGCCGACCAGCUCCGGGAUCAGGUGGAGAAGGGGAACCUUCGGGUGAAGCAGCUGAAGCGGCAGCUGGAGGAGGCGGAGGAGGAGGCGUCGCGGGCGCAGACGGUCCGCCGGAGGCUGCAGCACGAGCUGGAGGAUGUCACGGAGGCCUCGGAGUCCAUGAACCGCGAGUUGAACACCCUGAGGAACCGGCUGCGACGCGCGCCCCUCACCUUCACCACCCGCACGGUGCGCCAGGUCUUCCGGCUGGAGGAGGGCGUGGCGUCGGACGAGGAGGCGCAGGACGCGGAGCCGGGGGCCGGGCCGCCCCAGGAGCCCGACAGACCGCCUGCGGCCCAGCCUCAGUGACCGCGCGCUGCCCCCGGGCGCCGGCCCCUCCCUCCCCGCUCCCCGCGGUGCCCGCCCCAGAGCUCGCCCCCUGGCUUCCCGCCCUUUGGAAAGGGUGCCACCCUCCAGCGCUCCAGCACUUAUCAAGCCCACUCCGGGGGGGGGGGGGUGUUCCCCGAGACCUCCCGUGGACCCCUAAUCACAGAGGAGCGGGCCAGCGGGGAGGGAAGGACUGGGGCUCCCUCGCUUGGGAGGAAUUUGGGGUGUCGUUGGCAAGCUGCGGUUUCAUCCGGGUUCCCAUCCUUCCUUCAGUUGUUAAUGAUCUUUAUUAGGAAGGGAGAAUGGCUCCCCUCCCCCACCUCGUCCCCCUCCCCCCUCCCGCUUCCUCUGCCCCGUCUCCCCCUCCCCCUCCCUCUGCGGAUGUCUCUCACCAUUCAGCCACCCGACUGCUGAGCGACAGCAGCCUGAGCCCUGGCCUCCGCCAGCGCCAGACCCUCGCAGAGGGGCGGGAUGAGGGGCCCUCCCCCCUCCCCCCAGGCCCCGCUCCCCCUUCUGGUUGCUCCUGUGUGAUCGAUCACACGUCGUUGGAGUCGCCCCCGGGGGCUGGAGGAGGCCCCCAGACCCUCCCAGCCUCCAGGCUCUGGCAGAAAUAAACUCCAACCCCGACUGGACGGGA
This is a messenger RNA of Equus caballus (horse), 6661 nucleotides long. The record is from RefSeq and is a predicted model, not a curated record. NCBI's taxonomy places the organism in Eukaryota, Metazoa, Chordata, Mammalia, Perissodactyla, Equidae.